AUGCUGCCUUUCAGAUCAUCAAAGACCGCUUUGCGGUCUACCCAUAUUCAGAGGCAACUCGCCUCUGGACGCCGGCCAUUCUCAACUUCCUUCGUGGCUUCGGCUGCUUCGCCCCACCGCUCUUCUCCCCAGAAGCGUGCUCAGAGUACAGCAACGGCCACUACGACUCCUCGCCCCGUGCCUAGCCCGGCCUUCAACCAGGAACCCCAUCGCAAUGAGGUUUCGCCUCUUCAGAACCGCCAGCUCCCUGAGCUCGAUGACUCUAUGGUCGGAAUGAGCGGUGGUGAGAUCUUCCAUGAGAUGAUGAUGCGUCUCGAUGUGAAGCACAUCUUCGGUUACCCUGGUGGUGCCAUUCUCCCUGUAUUCGAUGCCAUUUACAACUCUAAAAACUUCGAUUUCAUCCUCCCCAAGCAUGAACAAGGUGCUGGCCACAUGGCCGAGGGUUACGCCCGUGCCUCCGGCAAGCCCGGUGUCGUUCUGGUUACCUCUGGUCCUGGAGCCACCAAUGUCAUUACUCCUAUGCAGGAUGCCAUGUCUGAUGGUAUCCCCAUGGUCGUGUUUACUGGUCAGGUCGUGACCAGCGCCAUCGGUACCGACGCCUUCCAAGAGGCUGACGUUGUGGGUAUCUCGCGUGCCUGCACCAAGUGGAACGUGAUGGUCAAGUCCGUGGGUGAGCUUCCUCGCCGUAUCCAGGAGGCAUUCGAGAUUGCCACCAGCGGUCGCCCUGGACCCGUCCUGGUUGACUUGCCUAAAGAUGUCACCGCUGGCAUCCUCCGCAACCCCAUCCCCAUGCAGAGCACUAUCCCAUCUCUCCCCAGUGCAGCCACCAUGGCUGCUCGUGAGAUGAGCCAGCGCUCUCUUGAUACCACCAUCAGCCGCGUUGCUCGCCUUGUCAAUAUGGCUGAGAAGCCUAUUCUCUACGUUGGUCAGGGUUUGCUUGCUCGUCCUGACGGCCCUGAAAUCCUGAAGGAGUUUGCCGACAAGUGUUCCAUUCCUGUCACCACCACCCUCCAGGGUCUCGGUGGAUUCGACGAGUUGGACCCCAAGGCUCUCCACAUGCUCGGCAUGCACGGCUCGGCUUACGCCAACAUGGCUAUGCAGGAGGCCGAUCUGAUCAUUGCUGUUGGUGCCCGUUUCGAUGACCGUGUGACCCUGAGCAUUCCCAAGUUUGCCCCGCAGGCGAAGUUGGCUGCCGCUGAGGGCCGUGGUGGUAUUGUGCACUUUGAGAUCAUGCCCAAGAACAUCAACAAGGUUGUUCAGGCUACCGAGGCUGUUGAGGGUGAUUGUGCUGACAACCUCCGUCUGCUCCUGCCCCACGUCAAGCCCGUGACUGAGCGUCCUGAGUGGUUUGAGCAGAUUAAUGACUGGAAGGCCCGUUUCCCUCUCUCGCUUUAUGAGCGUCAGGAGGUGGAUGGUCCUAUCAAGCCCCAGUCCGUCAUUGAGAAGCUCAGUGACCUUACCGCGCACAUGAAGGAGAAGACCAUCAUUACUACCGGUGUGGGUCAACACCAGAUGUGGACUGCCCAGCACUUCCGCUGGCGCUACCCCCGUACCAUGAUCACUUCCGGUGGUCUUGGUACCAUGGGCUUCGGCCUUCCUGCUGCCAUCGGUGCCAAGGUUGCCCGCCCUGACUGCCUUGUUAUUGACAUUGAUGGCGAUGCUUCUUUCAACAUGACUCUCACUGAGCUUUCUACUGCUGCGCAGUUCGGAAUCAACGUUAAGGUUCUUCUCAUGAACAACGAGGAGCAGGGCAUGGUUACCCAAUGGCAAAAUCUGUUCUACGACGACCGCUACGCUCACACCCACCAGCAGAACCCCGAUUUCGUGCCCCUUGCCAAGGCUAUGCGCGUUGCCGCUGACCGUGUCUCUGACCCCGCCGAAGUUGAGGCCAAGCUGAAGUGGCUGAUUGAGCAAGAUGGCCCUGCUCUUCUGGAGGUCAUCACUGACCGCAAGGUUCCUGUGCUGCCCAUGGUUCCUUCCGGUCGUGGUCUGCACGAAUUCCUUGUCUUUGACGAGGCCAAAGAGAAGGAGCGCAAGGAUCUGAUGCGCAAGCGCAAUGUCGACUUCGCUGUCCGCAAAUGA
Molecule: messenger RNA, 2082 nt
Organism: Penicillium odoratum
Lineage: Eukaryota; Fungi; Ascomycota; Eurotiomycetes; Eurotiales; Aspergillaceae
Product: acetolactate synthase catalytic subunit
Exons: 5
Coding region: 1-2082 (693 amino acids)
Biological process (GO): L-valine biosynthetic process
Cellular component (GO): mitochondrion; acetolactate synthase complex
Molecular function (GO): thiamine pyrophosphate binding; flavin adenine dinucleotide binding; acetolactate synthase activity
Source: RefSeq, a predicted model, not a curated record